This is a messenger RNA of Gadus chalcogrammus (walleye pollock), 3645 nucleotides long. Its product is annotated as cytoplasmic protein NCK2-like. Gene Ontology annotation, biological process: negative regulation of PERK-mediated unfolded protein response; positive regulation of endoplasmic reticulum stress-induced intrinsic apoptotic signaling pathway; negative regulation of endoplasmic reticulum stress-induced eIF2 alpha phosphorylation. Lineage: Eukaryota; Metazoa; Chordata; Actinopteri; Gadiformes; Gadidae. Gene Ontology annotation, molecular function: protein binding. The transcript has 3 exons. The coding region runs from base 16 to 1215 and encodes 399 amino acids. The record is from RefSeq and is a predicted model, not a curated record.
UGACUCCCAUGAAAGAUGACGGAGGAAACCAUGGUGAUCGCCAAGUGGGACUACCACGCCCAGCAGGACCAGGAGCUGGACAUCCGGAAGAGCGAACGGCUGCUGCUGCUGGACGACUCUAAGACGUGGUGGCUGGUUCGCAAUGGAGCCAACGCGACGGGCUACGUGCCCUCCAACUACGUGGAGCGCAAGAACAGCCUGAAGAAAGGCUCGCUGGUCCGCAACAUCAAGGACACGCUGGGCCUGGGGAGGACCAAGAGGAAGACAGGUGUGCGGGACGCCUCGCCCACACCCAGCAGUGACUCUGAGUGCCCCCCCAAUGGCAGCGGUGGCGGCGGCGGUGGGGCGGAGCGGCUCUACGACCUGGCCGUGCCGGCGCUGGUCAAGUUCGCCUACGCGGCCGAGCGCGAGGACGAGCUAAGCCUGGUGAAGGGCUCCCGGGUGGUCGUCAUGGAGAAGUGCAGCGACGGCUGGUGGCGGGGCAGCGCCGCUGGCCAGAUGGGCUGGUUCCCGUCCAACUACGUGCUGGAGGAGGGCGACGGGGAGGAGCUGAUGCCGGGGGGAGGGGAUUAUCAUGGCGUGGGUGGGGCUCCGGCGGUUGUGGUUUCGAACGGCCAAUCGGGAGGCGGCGACGACGAUGGCAGCAGGGUCUUCCACGCAGUGCAGACCCUUUACCCUUUCAGCUCGGUGACGGACGAAGAGCUCAACUUCGACAAGGGCGAGGUGAUGGAGGUGGUGGAGAAGCCUGACGACGACCCCGAGUGGUGGCGUUGCCGCAACGCCCGGGGCCUGGUGGGCCUGGUGCCCCGGAACUACGUGGUGGUGCUCAGCGACGGGCCCCUGAACCCCGCCCCCAUUCCCCUAGGCUCCUCCCCAUCGCUCUGCGUGGGCCCAACCAGUUCUGGCCGGUUCCCCGGGAGGGACUGGUACUACGGCGGCGUGACCCGGGUGCAGGCAGAGGGCGCCCUGAAUGAGCGGGGGCUGGAGGGGGACUUCCUGGUCCGGGACAGCGAGUCGUCGCCAAACGACUUCUCGGUGUCCCUCAAAGCGGCCGGCAAGAACAAGCACUUCAGGGUGCAGACGGUGGAGGGCGUGUUCUGCAUUGGCCAGCGCCGCUUCUCCUCCAUGGAUGAGCUGGUGGAGCACUACAAGAAGGCCCCCAUCUUCACCGGUGAGCAGGGGGACCGCCUCUACUUGCUGAGACCACUGCACUGACCCCCUGGCCGUUGGACACCCCCCGUGCAUGGGACACAUGCGGUCGAUACGGCGCUACGCUAACAUACGGUACGCUACGCUAACUUGCGGUAUGCUAGGCUAAUGUACUUUAUGCUAACGUAUCCUACGCUUACGUACAGUAAGCUAACGUACGGUACGCUAACGUACGGUAUGCUAACGUACAGUACGCUACGAUUACAUACGCAAGGCUAACUUACGCUACAGGACUUCGAGAGUAUGGGGGGGAACAACCCAUCGUUAUGGCCGUACCCACUGGUAAGCUGAAUUGUUCGGUACAUAAGGCCCGAUCGUAGGCCUGGCGACGGGUUCAAUAGGGACCGCUCUGGAGCGGGUUGGAGAUGGAGUGGAGGUGUUGGCGUUGGUGGUCGUCUUCACUUCCUGUAUGGCAAAUUGAGGCAAAAAGGAAAAACCCCACCAAAGAGAGAAGUUGGGUCCACAAAGGGGGGUUAGGGGGGUUUGACGAGGUACUGAAGGAUCCCCCCCCCCACACACCCAGGGUGGUACUUCUGACAACCAUCCAUCCUGUCUGUCCUAUCAAAACGUCCCAAAAGGGUACCACCUGAACAGUCACUUCAAGACUUUCACCUAUCUUUUUAAUACACUUGCUUCCUUUCCUCACGUCACCAGUCGCAUCCCUACUGUUGACUUCAUCCCUACGUUGAAACGAGGAUACCCGCUUUACUUAAAUGUUUGAGUCAGGACGAGCCUGAACACACACUGGAGAGAUGCUACACAACAGUUUUGCAUGGAGACUUCGUCGCCAGCACUGUCUGGCAUGUUGUCAUUCAAAUCUGGUUCAGGAACAAGGAAACCGAACACACAAAGAACAUUAUAUCACUGGUAUCACAUGUAUGAUGAUUGAAUGAAUGAGUGAAAGGAGUAUUAACCAUGCACGAAAGGAGAGGGUUCACCCUUGAGUUCGGUGAAACGGAUCAUUCAUCGAGCUGUGCUUGAAUGUUUCUAGGCAUACAGUGCUACCAAAAGUGCUGUUUGUUAACGUACACAUGCGCACGAGCCAGAGAAAGAGCCUGAAAUGGCGGGCCUGUGUUGAAAUUGUAAAAUAAGGAGAAUCCUGUAUGACUUUUAUCGGCUGUGCUGUUUGUAACGGGAGGGGAAAAAAAAGCUGCACAAAUAUAGUUUAAGCAGGUCAGCGGGACAGGUUAAGAAAGUAACAGGUACAUCAGGAAGAGAGCUCAACAAUUGCCAAGUUCAAACCUCUUUAUAUCCGACAAUGGCUCUUCUGUAUGAAAUGCCUGAAAUGUAGGCCUUGGAUGAAAUAAAUGAUCACCUUUUCCCUGGAGGCUGCUCACGUUUGUUUGUGUAUUUCGAGGGCCAGGAUUAUUUUACCGCUGAAGACACUGGAACAAUGUGGAGGUUAAGGUUGGUGUUACCGCUUUUGAAAAGAAAAACGACUUGUAUUCUCACAUGGAUACGUAAAAGUAUUAAGAUGCACACUUUUUAAUAAGGUUCGAUAUUCGAUACACAUGGCGUGGUUUAUUCACAGCUCACAUUAUCGAAAAUCAUGAAGGGAAUAUUCCUGUACAACUUCCCCAACUUCCUUAUCAUUUCAAAUAACUGUUUUCGGUUCAUCUUUUUGGUUUUUCACUGCUUUUAUUGUUUAUCUUGAGUUAUUUCUAAGAUGUCUUAAAGUUUGAGAGCAACGUUAUUUAAAUGUCAUUACCACUGAGUGUCUAUUUAAAAAAAGAAAAAAAAGAAAAUGGCAGAACACAAAGCUGUUUGACAUGUAGACGCAGUGGGAAAGUAGAACUGUACUGUACCAAUGAAUUUGAUGUGUGAGUAAGGAUACUUUCAUCAGAUUAAAAGCUUUCCGAAAAGAACAAAUGCCUUGUAAUUGUCUUUUGAAUAUAUUUAAAACGUGUCCUAUUGGUUCCUGAUGUUAUCUUUCUAUUUAUUGGAAUGAACCAGAAUAACAGGAAAUAAUUAGUGGAGUAUUGAACUGUCACAGAGGGCUAAUCAUAGUGUUAUUAUCACAUUGAAUAGAGUGAGUAUACCAGAGAACCCAUGAAGCCUUUCAAUUCACCCAAUUUGAUUUGAACAGCAGCCUGCGUAAAUAUACCAACAAUUACAGGGACAAACCGACAUCGAUGGCGGUAAUGUAUUGUGGUCUUUUGGGGUAUCAUUUUAUUUUCUCUGUGGCUACAAUGGAUAAUUUUGUCUCCUGUUUGUGUUUCCAGCUAAACCUGAUCCAUAUGUUAACAGUUCCGUCGUAGACCAGCAGAUUGCAGCAUUGGAGUACAAUAAAAUGUAUUAUGCCGAUCAUCGUGGCUUGCCCUGUCUGACUGGUACUUGCAGGCCUGCAUUAACUGCCAUUGGGCCCUGGGGCUGAGGUUGUUCGUAGGCCCCCUGAGAGGGGAUCUUAAAAUGAAGAUGUGUAAAUUAUUUUCAGAC